AUGGACUUGGACCUAAACCUACAUGCGAAAUACUUCCUAAACACAAUAAAAGAAAAAUUAGGAAACAACUCUCCAAAUAGCAGCGUAUCUAGUAAGUAUGAAUCCAUUUUUAUCAGUGCCAUUUUUUGGGUUCUAAGCGGACUCACAAUAGUAAGGAAGAACAGAAAGAGCCUCGAUGAGGUGCUCGACAGGAAGGUAAUAGAUACCCUCUACUCCAUAGUAAUGCACUGUUUGGAGAAAAAAAAAAUUAAGCAAAAAUAUAUUUACAAGUUAAAAAAGGAAAAGCACUUUUUAUCAAAUGAGGAUAUUGACCAAAUAGUUGGUAAGUCGAAAAGUGACCCUAACGGUUUUUACGCGGUGGUUUGUGCCAAGGGGGAAGACAGUGGAUUACCAUCUCAGUGUGAAAAUGUCACGAUUGGUCAUAGCCCCAUUGGAGGAAACAUCCCCCAAAUGGAAAAUGAUAACUUCACAAAUGAAGGGAAACCACAUGACGGCUUAGGAUGCUUAAACUGCGUAGGUGCCGAAGGGGGAGGAUCUAAAAAGACGUAUGACGAAAUGGCAGUUUUAACCGAAGGAAGUAAUGCCAAACGGAUGAUAGGUAGCCCAGAAUGUGCAAACCGAGUGGAAGGGGAAGAGUCUAACAGAAUGGUGAAGACGAUACCUGUGGGCAAAAGAAAAAAAAAGAGAUUUCAUCUAAGUGGAUUCAGUCCAUGCAACAAAAGCAGCCUAUACGAAGCGAACGUAAUAUCCACCCUAAGCGCCAUCCAAAUAUUAUUUUUGUUGAACAAAAUAAGUGAAGAAGAUAUAAGCACGAAAAUGAUUCUGGAGAUAUACAAUUUUGUCUACUUCCUUUUUGAUGAGAAAAAAGGUUUCUACCAUUUCUCACUGAGCAGUGCAAGGUUUCAAUUCGAUGGCGAUAUGCGUUUCAUGUUCUGUGCCUUAUCAAUUUUAUAUUUUUUAUCCCUUCUAUUGAAAAAGAGAAAUAUUCGUAUCAGUUUGUAUAACAAUGACGAGAGAUGUGCCCACUGGAUAUUAACCUGUUUGAAUUUGGAUGGAGGUUUUUCUAAUGUCCCUGGGUCAGAGUCACAUGCGGGCACGACAUUUUGUGCGAUCAAUUCUUUAAAUUUGUUAAGGGUCAGGGGUAGUGGCAACUACUUGUCAGGUAACAGCCUCUUACGGGGGAAACUAAUUAGAUGGCUCUGCGAUAGGUAUGACAACAUGGGCAUUAACGGACGUGUUGGAAAGGACCACGAUGUCUGUUACGCGUGGUGGGUUUUGGGAAGUUUAGUUGCCCUGAAAACAAAUUUAACUAAACUGUUCAAUGUAAAUAUUUUAAUUACUUUCAUUUUGACGUGCCAAGAUAAACGGAAGGGAGGUUUUUCCAGAAUGGCAUUUAAAAACCAUGGGGGUAGAAAUAAUGCCUUUAAUUUUUAUGAGGGGCAAAAUUUAUCCCACCAAGAAGCGGACCUCUUUCAUAGCUUCUUCGCCCUCUGUGCUCUCUCACUUAUAUAUCACAAUUUUUGUCAUUAUAAAAAGAAGCACAGAAAGAAGUUUCGGCUGUUUUGUGGGGAUGUAAUUCCACAGCAGUUAGAGUCUACUCUCACCCAGAUGGUCAACGUGCAUGUGUCCUUCGCGAUGCCCGUUCGUAUGACAUUUAGUGCACCUGUUCCCGUAGAACAUUGCGUGUGCCGUAGAUAG
Molecule: messenger RNA, 1698 nt
Organism: Plasmodium cynomolgi strain B
Lineage: Eukaryota; Apicomplexa; Aconoidasida; Haemosporida; Plasmodiidae
Product: geranylgeranyl transferase type2 beta subunit
Exons: 2
Coding region: 1-1698 (565 amino acids)
Biological process (GO): protein geranylgeranylation
Cellular component (GO): Rab-protein geranylgeranyltransferase complex
Molecular function (GO): Rab geranylgeranyltransferase activity
Source: RefSeq, a predicted model, not a curated record